AUGACAACCAACUUAGUCUUAGGCCAGCAAGAGAAAAAAUCUAAGACAACUCGCAUAAUAGACUCGAAUGAUGAACUACCUGAUCACCUUCUUAUUGACUCAGGAGCUUCACAAACGCUUGUCAGAUCAGCCCAUUAUCUACACCAUGCAACACCCAAUUCUGAAAUAAACAUAGUCGAUGCUCAAAAAGAAGACAUUCCUAUAAAUGCCAUUGGUAAUCUUUACUUCAACUUUCAGAACGGAACCAAAACAUCAAUAAAAGCACUGCACACACCAAACAUAGCCUAUGAUCUAUUAAGUUUGAGUGAGCUGGCUAAUCAAGAUAUUACUGCCUGCUUUACCAGAAACACUUUAGAAAGAUCGGAUGGUACAGUACUAGCCCCCAUAUUCAAACAUGGAGACUUUUACUGGUUAUCUAAAAAAUACCUAAUUCCUUCACAAAUUUCAAAGCUAACAAUAAACAACGUCAACAACAGCAAUAAGCGAUGCUUCAUAUGGUAA
Molecule: messenger RNA, 501 nt
Organism: Saccharomyces mikatae IFO 1815
Lineage: Eukaryota; Fungi; Ascomycota; Saccharomycetes; Saccharomycetales; Saccharomycetaceae
Exons: 1
Coding region: 1-501 (166 amino acids)
Source: RefSeq, a predicted model, not a curated record